Molecule: messenger RNA, 1776 nt
Organism: Adineta steineri
Lineage: Eukaryota; Metazoa; Rotifera; Eurotatoria; Adinetida; Adinetidae
Source: the annotation of a GenBank genome assembly
AUGUUUAUACAAUUGAUUAUUAUAUUUACCACUGGUGGAUUAUUAGAAUCUGUUGAAUUGUGCAAUGUUAAUAAUACAAUUGAUGGCAAACCACUUCUCUUGAUUACAUUUGGAAAUGGCACAGAAAAUUUUUCUACGAAAACACCGCCCGACUUUAAUUUUUCUACAAAUCAUAAACCAGGUAAGCCAUCCAGGAUAGAUGCAGGUGAAUUCGGUUUUAUGAAUAAAGUUCCUCAGGGUAAUGAUGAUUGGCACGUGGGAACACCUGAUCAUACGGAGAAUGAUGAUGGCGGGUAUAUGUUUUUGAUCGAUAUUAACGAAAACCGAGGCGCUAUAUUAUUCCAGUACAAUGUCAGUGGUUUAUGUGCUGGUCAACUUUAUGAAUUUUCUGCUUAUUUAGCAAAUGUUAAAAGGAAAGAUCCAAGUGCUUUAGACCCAAAUGUCCGCUUUCAAGUUCAAGUGCCGGUAAAUAAUAAUGAUUCCCUUGCACAAAAAGAUACGAGCAAUAUAUCUCAAUGUGACCAGUUGAUUUGGUUAAAACAUUGUCUUUCGUUUAAUGCAUCAAAUAGUACAGUCGUUCUGUUAAUGACUUCAAAUGUCCACGGUGGUAGAGGAAACAAUAUAGCCAUUGAUGAUAUUGAAUUACGCCUUUGUCCAAAUGAGGGAUGUGCUCCCUGUUCGGCAGAUUUAACAGCAGAUAAAUGCGUAGCUCCAACCACAACAACUACAUCAACAUCUACAACAACAUCCACAACUUCAACUUCAACAAUAACAUUGACUACCUCAAUGUCCACAACAACAUCAACUACAUCAACGUCAACUACAACAUCAACUGCCUCAACGCCAAUGACAACAUCCUCAACCUCGACAUCGAUAACAACAUCCACAACUUCAACAACAACAUCGACUACCUUAACGUCCACAACAACAUCAAUCACAUCAACUUCAACAGCAAUAUCAACUACAUCAACGACGUCAACAACAAGAAAUGUGAACACAGAUGCAACAUCACUUAUAGCUACAGUACAAACAGAAAAUUCAAUCAGUUAUUUUUCUUUCAUUUCAGUUGUCGAAGAGUCGCCACUUUUUAUUCCUAAAUCUUGUGGUGAUCUAACAUCUAUUGGUCUUAAUUGCAACAUCUCUGCUAGCCCAUGUAAAAUUGCAAACCUUUGUCAAAACGAUGGCAACUGUACUGCUGAUAAUACAACAUCCUAUGGAUACAUUUGUUCAUGUCCAUUUGGUUUCCAUGGUAUAAAUUGUGAACUUGAUAAUCGACUUUGUAAACCUCAUAUCUGUUUAAAUCAUGGUAAAUGUAAUGAAACAUCAGAUACAACAUUUGAUUGUUUAUGUGAUAAUGGUUGGGAAGGUAUGCAUUGUGAAUCAAUGACAAAUUAUUGUUCAAAUAUCACUUGCGAAAAUAGUGCUAUUUGCCGUCCAUUAUUACUUAAUUAUAAAUGUGAAUGUCUUAGUAAAAAUUAUUAUGGUCGUCAUUGUGAAUUUAGUACAACGAAAAUAAUUAUUUAUAAAAUAAUUUCGAAAUCAUUUGCUUAUAUUGCUAUUGUUGCAAUGACAAUUGUGGCAAUGUUUGUUGUAAUAAUGGAUAUAUUAACGUAUUGCUUUGGUAUUGAUCUAACACGUGAAGAACGAGAAAGAUUUCGACGAGAAAAACGAGGAAGAAGAUGGAAUCGUCUUGUUAACCGAAAUCUUAUAUAUGUUAAUGCACUAUCAGAACCAUUUGAAAAAUCGAAGACAAUUACUGUUAAGAAUAGAGUUUAA